AUGGCCCGAUUGGGGUCGGCGGCGGCGCCCUCCAUGGUCACCUCGGCAUCUUCGGCAACGGCGGCGGCGGUCGAGCACGAGGUGCAGGGGAGGUGUGGCGGCCUUCCAUGGCCACCUCUGGGGCUGCGGCGGCCCUCCACGGCAACCUCUACAGUGGCAGCGCCCUCCAUGGCCAGAUUGGGGCCGCGGCGCUCCUAUCGCCGGCAGCAGCAGCGCCCUCCAUGGCCUGAUUGGGGGCAGCGGCGGCGCCCUCCAUGGUCACCUUGGCAUCUUCGGCAACGGCGGCGGCGGUUGAGCACGCGGUGCAGGAGAGGUGCGGCGGCCCUCCACGGCAACCUCUGCAGCGGCAACGCCCUCCAUGGCCAGAUUGGGGCCGCGGCGCUCCUAUCGCCGGCAGCAGCAGCGCCCUCCAUGGCCCGAUUGGGGACGGCGGCGGUGCCCUCCAUGGUCACCUCGACAUUUUCGGCAACGGCGGCGGUGGUCGAGCACAAGGUGCAGGGGAGGUGUGACGGCCUUCCAUGGUCACCUCUGGGGCUGCGGUGGCCCUCCACGGCAACCUCAGCAGCGGCAGCGCCGUCCAUGGCCAGAUUGGGGCCACGGCGCUCCUAUCGCUGGCAGCAGCAGCGCCCUCCUUGGUCCGAUUGGGGGCAGCGGCGGCGCCCUCCAUGGUCACCACUCGGCAUCUUCGGCAUUGGCGGCGGCGGUCGAGCACGAAGUGCAGGGGAGGUGCGGCGGCCUUCCAUGGCCACCUCUGGGGCUGCGGCGGCCCUCCAUGGCAACCUCUGCAGCGGCAGCGCCCUCCAUGGCCAGAUUAGGGGCCUUGGGGCGCCUUAUCGCCGGCAAGAAGAAGCCAGUUCUAUACUAAUACCAUCAAAUAAGUCCGUAACAGAUAACGCCAUACCAUACCGACAUACACGAUCUCAAUCUUCUAUACAGGACCUUGAUUCUGCCGUUGGUGAUACCAUGGAUGUGUCUUAUGAGAAGUGUGCUGAUCCGUCGAACUCGGACCUGCCUAGCGCUGUUGAUGUUGAGCAAUCUGACAAUGGCAGCUCUGGACAUUUGGGAUCUGCUGUAGUCAAGGGAGCUACUGGUAAUGAAGGUUAUUCGGGCAUCGAAAGUUCUGAGCAGACCGAUGAUGAGUGUGCUGGAGAUGAAGGCUCUCUUGUUAAUGUUGAAAAUAGUGUUGAUAAACAAGAGAAUCAGGAAAAGAUUCCAAUGGAAGAAACAGCAAUGAGUGAUGGCUCCUCAAUCACAUCGAUGGAAGAUGCCCUGGAACCAAAUAAUGAUCUCCCAUCAGAGCCUGAAGAUAUGAGCAACCACACUCCUGAUCCAUCAAAUGGCAAAUCUUCCAAUGGAAAUAGGAACGUAUUCCAAAGUGCAAAGAGGGUGUUGACUUCAACGAAGAAGAAGACUCCAUCUGCAACGACACGGAAGCCACUACAAUCUACAAAUAGAGGUAAUCAGGACGAUGCGAAAUCAUCAGUUGGAAAGGCCACAGUUCCAUCAGGCCCAGUUUUCCGUUGUACUGAACGUGCUGAGAAGCGCAGAGAAUUUUAUAUGAAGUUGGAGGAGAAGCAUCAAGCUAUGGAGGAAGAAAAGAUUCAGUUGGAGGCUAAGUUGAAGAAAGAGCAGGAGGAGGCUCUGAAGCAGCUUCGGAAGAGCCUGACCUUCAAGGCCAACCCGAUGCCAAGCUUCUACCACGAGGCGACGCCGUCCCCCAAGGCCGAAUUCAAGAAGCUGCCCACGACCCGGCCCAAGUCACCGAAGCUGGGCAGGAGGAAGACGACGACGACCUCCAUGGAGAUGUCCAACUCCUCGUCGGAGAGCGAGGGCGCCAUGAGGCCGUGCUGCCGCGCCAGCCGCGACGGCCUCGACAGCAACUGCAAAUGCAGCGGCGGCAGAAGCAAGGCGCAGGCCACGAACGCCAAGCCGGCCGGGCCCAAGAAGCAGCCGAAGCACCGCGCCCACAAGAUCGCUGGCGAGGGCGCCAUCAACAUCGCCGUGCACUAG
Messenger RNA from Miscanthus lutarioriparius, 2010 nucleotides. NCBI's taxonomy places the organism in Eukaryota, Viridiplantae, Streptophyta, Magnoliopsida, Poales, Poaceae. The record is from the annotation of a GenBank genome assembly.